Molecule: messenger RNA, 1839 nt
Organism: Clonostachys solani
Lineage: Eukaryota; Fungi; Ascomycota; Sordariomycetes; Hypocreales; Bionectriaceae
Source: the annotation of a GenBank genome assembly
AUGGCAUCAUCAAGUAUCGACGUUUCGUCCAUUGGACAGACUAAUGGCACCGAGAAUGGCCCAGUUGUUGAACACAUUGAUAACGCAUCUCCGGAAAAAGACGUGGCGGAUGCCCAACUCAAUGGACUUUACAAGGUCAUUGAACAACCUCUCGGCCAGCGUAAACAUAUACGCAUCGCAUGCUUGGGGGCUGGCUACUCGGGACUCAUGAUGGCCAUCAUCUUCAGUCAGAGACUUCAGGGGAAGAACGCCGAAUUUGUCAUCUAUGAGCGAAAUGAAGAUCUCGGUGGCACAUGGCUAGAAAAUAGGUACCCUGGGUGUAAAUGCGAUAUUCCUGCGCACAACUACGCAUAUAGCUUUGCGCCCAAGCCGGACUGGCCAAACUACUAUGCCACAUCUGAACAAAUUCACCAGUACAUGCAUGAUGUUGCCAACCAGUAUGAUUGUGAGAAGUACGUCAAAUACAACCAUAGUAUUCGAUCUGCAGUGUGGGUUGAAGAUAUUUCCAAGUGGCAAAUCACUGUUGAGAAAACAGCCAAGAGACUCACAUUUGUCGAUGAGGUUGAUAUUUUCAUCAACGCCGGCGGCGUUCUCAACAAUUGGAAAUGGCCAACUAUUCCCGGUCUUUCAUCGUUCGAGGGCAACCUGGUUCACUCUGCCAAGUGGGAUACAGAAUAUGACUUCAGCGGAAAACGAGUAGCGCUUAUUGGUAUUGGGUCGUCUGGGAUCCAAAUCGCCCCCCAGCUUGCUAAUAUCAGCGGGUCACUUGAUCUCUUUGUCCGCAGCCAGACUUGGAUUUCUCCAGGACCGGGAAUCAAUGAACCCACGGCCAAUGAUCCCGAGAUGGACGAUGAGUAUAAUUUCUCUGAAGCAGCCCUCGAGCUGUUUAAAGAUCCCCAGUUUCUCCGAGACUAUCGGGCAGCCAUGAUCGAUCGUCGCAAUGUCAACUAUAAACGAUGGUUUACCGAUAGCGAGGAGCAGGCCCAUGCAAUCAACCUCUUCCGUGAAAGCAUGAAACAAAGACUCGGUGAUAGUGAGAAGGGGCGCAAAGCUGCUGAGCUACUCUUGCCUUCCUUUCCGGUCGGAUGCCGAAGACCUACUCCAGGACCCGGCUUUCUGGAAUGUUUGGUCAAAGAUAAUGUUGAGCUAAGAUGGAAUGAUAUCCAGAAAAUCACGUCCAAGGGCAUCUUGACAAAAAAUGGCGAUGAGCGAGAAUACGACGUCAUAGUCUGCGCUACUGGCUUCGAUACCUCGUUCAAGCCGGCUUUCCCCAUAAUCGGGCGAAGGAAUAUCUCCCUCGCGGAGAAAUGGACGACGGAGCUGCCUCGAGCAUACUUUAGUGUUGCUGUUCCCGACUUUCCCAACUACUUUUGCUUCAUCGGACCCAAUACCGUCAUAAACAAUGGCUCAUUGGUCCUCGGAAUCCAGAUGACGGCCGUUUACAUAUAUCGAUGGAUCGAGAAGAUGCAGACCGAACUGCUCAAGUCGAUUGAAGUUAGGCAGGAAGCCAAUGAUGAGUUCAAUGAGCACAUCCAAACAUAUCUGCAAAGGACCGUUUGGACGGGGAAUUGCCGAAGCUGGUAUAAGCACAACGGCGUGGAUGGCCCUGUGACGGCUGUGUAUGGAGGCACUACAUUCCACUAUAUGGAGGCCCUCAAGAACCCGCGGUGGGAAGAUUUUCACAUGGUUCGGGAUCCUGAGGCAAUGAGAAAUCGGUUCGCGUAUUUGGGCAAUGGAUUCACACUAAAUGAGACGAACGGAAAGACUGUCGGUAUAACGCAAACUAUUGACUUGGACGAGUUUCUCGGUUUAUUUGUGCUGCCAAAUACCCAUGGCUAA